CAAUCAUGGCAACGGCAGCUUCACCGAAAAGGAUGGUGUCCUCCGUCUUCAUCACUCUGGCUUCUCCUCAUCGAGCCACUGUGACCAAGCAGCAACCUGCCCUCCAGGCCAACAGCGCCUCUGCUAGAGACAAGAGAGUCAGCCAAGGUGACAGCGUACCUGUUCACAGACCCAAACAGGACCAGUUUUUUGACAACCAUAGCACUGUAAACAGCAAGAACUGGACUCAUGGAACCCGAGCGUCAGAUCCUCAGAGCCCAAAACUCGUCCAAACUGGAUCCACCAAAGCAAAGCUGCAAGAAGAUCAGAAACAGUGGAGCGCUCCGGAGCUCGUCCCUCCUCCUGAUGUACCUCCUUCAUUUCUGAAAGGGACAUUCUCUGAAGAAAUGUCACUCCCACCACCUCCUUCAUCACUCCAACAGCUGAGCCCAGAUCAGCAUCCAGUUAGCAACAAAAAGGUGGAAACAUGCACACCGUCUAAUGGUUCAACCCGAGGGGAAGAAGUUUCUGGGAUUCACAAAAACGGCCAAGACGCACAAACACAGAGCAAAGAUGUGUGCGGCUUUUGUCGGAAAACUGUGGCUCUUUCUGAACCUGCCAUAGAGGCCUUAAACAGGACUUACCACGAAGGCUGCUUCCAGUGCAGAUCUUGUCACAUCCCGUUGGCUGGGAAACAGUACUACAAGAAGGCAGGAAUCCCACUUUGUGAAAGCUGCUAUCAGGCUAGUUUGGAGCUUUGCUGGGCUUGUGGGGAGGCUAUCACAGAUCAGAUAAUCCGUGCACUCGAGCGAGCGUACCAUCCUCCCUGUUUCACCUGCAAAACAUGUAAACAGCAAAUUGGAGAGCAAGCUUUUGCUCAGGGAGAAGUCGGGGAAGUUUACUGCCUCCAGGACUACUACAGGAAAUAUGCACCGAAGUGUAGCGCCUGUAACCAGCUCAUUAUUCCUAAAGAAGAUGGCACUGACAGCUAUACCGUUGAGUGUUUGGGACGUUCCUACCAUGAGAACUGCUAUAGAUGUGAGGUCUGUAUCAUCCAGCUAUCCCCUGAACCAAACGAGCACGGCUGCUAUCCAUUUGAGGGGAAAAUGCUCUGCAAGGAUUGUCACUUGAACUUGGUUUCUGGGCAGCAGUAACAUGAGUCUAACAAACUGCAAACAACUGAAAACUGUGCCUGUUCAGAGAGAGGCUGCAUUUAAGAACGACAUGCAAAUGUCAUAACACUUCUUCCAAUAGAACAUUUAAUAUCUUCACAAUAU
Messenger RNA from Nematolebias whitei (Rio pearlfish), 1256 nucleotides. RefSeq names its product filamin binding LIM protein 1 (gene fblim1). Gene Ontology annotation, cellular component: stress fiber; focal adhesion. The coding region runs from base 6 to 1133 and encodes 375 amino acids. The transcript is spliced from 7 exons. Gene Ontology annotation, molecular function: filamin binding. NCBI's taxonomy places the organism in Eukaryota, Metazoa, Chordata, Actinopteri, Cyprinodontiformes, Rivulidae. Gene Ontology annotation, biological process: cell-cell adhesion. The record is from RefSeq and is a predicted model, not a curated record.